AUGGCCUCCCAAAUAUCCGAUGAGAUCCUACCCUCGCCGGGAAGUAUCUCUCCGAACAGCCCACCCAAUUCGGCAGGUCAGAUCCCAUUAGAGCAACCGCCAAAACUCAAGGGUCGUCAGAAGUUACUGCAGAAUCUCCAACGAAUGUCGUCCAGCCCGACUCUGACCAGACGCGGACGAUCCUCAUCAACGAAUAGUUACCGCCGAGACAACAAGGCCUCUCUCUCUUGUGUUUCGUUAUCGACGACUUCAUACUCGCCUUGUCUAGGAAAUGGAAGUUCCUCCCAGCUCUAUGGUGGCCUCAAUCCUCGACCUGCUACCCCCGGAUGUUCUAGUUCUCCUACCGAGCCCCGCGGUACCAACGCUCGCAUCCGUUUGAUGGACACCGAUGGCCCUGGUUUCACUACGCCCCGCACCGUGCCUUUGCCUUUUGAUGUACGGGCAUCGAAUGGGUCGCCACGCACCGCGACACCGGUGGGAGUAAAGGUGGAGGGGGAGAUCGUCCCAGAAAUCCAGCCGACCAGAUCUUUUGACUUUUGGGGCGAUAUGCCACGAGAGAUUAAGAUGGAGAUCUUUCAGCAUCUCACCCCACAGGAAAUUAUCCGCUGUUCUGCGGUGUCCAAAGCGUGGAAUGAGAUGUGCUACGACGGACAAUUAUGGUCCAAGGUUGAUGCGACCGAGUACUACUCUAAGAUCCCGAGCGAUAUUUUGGUCAAGCUUAUCACUUCCGGUGGUCCAUUUGUCCGGGACCUCAAUCUCAGAGGCUGCAUCCAGAUGCGUGAUAAAUGGUCCACGGACGGAGAACGCAUCUCGGAUCUGUGUCGGAAUGUCGUCAACUUUUCGCUUGAGGGUUGUCGUAUUGACAGGGCAUCCAUCUACUCUUUCCUCCUUCGGAAUCCCCGUUUGGAAUACAUCAAUCUCUCGGGUCUGUCGAGUGUCACGAACUCGGCGAUGAAGGUCAUUGCGCGGUCUUGUCUGCAACUUGAGACAUUGAAUGUUUCUUGGUGCAAUAACGUUGAUACCACCGGUCUUCUUCGGAUUGUCCAGUCCUGUGAGCGGUUGAAGGAUCUCCGGGCCAGCGAAAUCCGUGGGUUCAAAGAUGAGAAGUUCACUUUGGCUUUAUUCGAGCGCAAUACUUUGGACCGUUUGAUCAUGAGUCGUACCGACCUGACCGAUCAUAGCCUGAAGGUGCUGAUCCACGGCGAGAACCCCGAUAUGGAUAUCUUAACCGAUCGGCCUAUCGUUCCACCUCGAAGAUUCCGUCAUUUGGAUUUGCACCAUUGCCCUGAAGUGAGCGACGAUGGAUUCAAAAGCCUAGCCUAUAACGUUCCAGAAUUGGAGGGCCUGCAAGUUUCUCAGUGCUCUGAACUGACCGAUGAAUCCGUCAUGGACGUCAUUCGCACGACGCCAAACUUGUCUCAUUUGGAUCUGGAGGACUUGGAGAACUUGACAAACAGCACCCUGGUGGAGCUGGCCAAAUCCCCAUGUGCCCAAAGCUUGGAGCACUUGAACAUCAGCUUCUGCGAGCGUCUCAGCGACACCGGAAUGCUCCAAGUGAUGAAGAGUUGUCCGAAACUCCGAUCCGUCGAAAUGGACAACACCAGAGUCUCAGAUCUGACCCUGAUGGAAGCCAGCUUCCGCAUUCGCCGCCGCGGGUACAGCGACGAUCUUCCGCAAAUUGGGCUGCGACUCAUGAUAUUCGACUGCGCCAACGUCACCUGGGCAGGGGUCAGGGAAGUCCUCUCCAGCAACGCAUACAUCCCACGUGCCUCCCGCAAACCCGUUUCAACGGUGGUGACGGUAACACAAACGUCAGAUUCCGGCUCCUCCCCGGCGACAAGUACCUUUAUCACUCCAGCCUCCUCGCCUUCGCCAUCGCCAGCGCCAACCUAUCCCAAUGAAAUCAUCCAGCUCAAAUGUUUCUAUGGCUGGCAGAUGACCGUCGAUGAACACACGAAACGUGUCCUUCGCGGCGAUCUCGCUUCUGCAUCCCGGCUGGACCGGAAAUGGGCCGACUACAUGGUCGCCACUGAGGAGGCUGGCGCCGCUGGUGCUGGUGCUCGCCGACGCCGACGUCGUGCCCGUGAAGCUGAGCGUCUUUACAAUGCAGACGAAGAUGACAACGAUGCUUAUGGCGUAGGCGCUAUCUCUGCUCUUGGUGGGAGACGCAGGCGAGCCCAGAGCGGUAGCAGCUGUACUGUCAUGUGA
Messenger RNA from Penicillium robsamsonii, 2208 nucleotides. RefSeq names its product F-box domain protein. Gene Ontology annotation, molecular function: protein binding. The coding region runs from base 1 to 2208 and encodes 735 amino acids. Gene Ontology annotation, biological process: SCF-dependent proteasomal ubiquitin-dependent protein catabolic process. NCBI's taxonomy places the organism in Eukaryota, Fungi, Ascomycota, Eurotiomycetes, Eurotiales, Aspergillaceae. Gene Ontology annotation, cellular component: SCF ubiquitin ligase complex. The record is from RefSeq and is a predicted model, not a curated record. The transcript has a single exon.